GUGAUGACAACAUAUGAAAUAGUUAUGGGAGUUCUAUAGUUAUUAUUAGAAGAUGAAAUGGGAAUUAGUAAUGAAACGUGCAGGUGAGCUCGAAAGUUUUAUUGGAAAUUCAAGAUGGCGGGCGGUCGAGAAGGGUUUUUAUUCCAUCAGCUACCUGAGCCGGAUGACAGUGGAAUCGAUAGCGAUGGUACGGAGCGUGCGCGUGCGCAACAUGUUGACGAGGCGAUGCAAUUAACAGAAACCAGUAGCAGUGACGAAGAUCCUGCAAUGAAGCUGCCAUGGAUAAAGAGAUGCAUGAAGAAAAAGUUUGAACAUCAACUUAACAUCAUGGAAGAGGGUCUGCUCGAGCGUCAAAUGCUAAUCCCAAUGGUUCAGUUGCAGCCGCGAGUUAAUGAUGCCCAUAAUUAUAGUCCUAACAGUCCAAACAGAUCCUCGCCACCGCUUAUCGAAGUGGAAUUGACCGCGUCUGAUGAGGACGAUGACAACUCAGUUCUAGAAUUUGUUAUACCACUGCCAUGUAAACGACCUCCAAAAACUACUUUCACUAGAGCUUUAGAUCGCAUUGUUCUUUUAUUUAACAGGGUAUUGUGCUGUUAAGUGUAAAAAGAUAUUACGUUUAAUUUGUUUUAGCACAUAUAUAGUAUCUUUCUAUAAGUGCUGUCUUUAAAUUGUGAAAAAAUUAAAUAAAAAGAUCAGAAAAACAUAACACCCCAACUCUACGAAGCCAAAAUUACCUGAUUCUUUUUUCAAAGGUCGAUGAGCAAUAUUUAU
Molecule: messenger RNA, 771 nt
Organism: Nymphalis io (European peacock)
Lineage: Eukaryota; Metazoa; Arthropoda; Insecta; Lepidoptera; Nymphalidae
Exons: 4
Coding region: 115-597 (160 amino acids)
Source: RefSeq, a predicted model, not a curated record